GUACCAAUAUCAAUAUCAGUACCAAUAUCAAUAUUGAUGAUAUCAGUACCAAUACCAAUGCCAGUACCGAUAUUGAUCCCUUCUGUUCAGGUGGACGCUCGGAACAUUGACGGCAGCACUCCUCUGUGUGACGCCUGUGCCUCGGGCAGCGUGGAGUGCGUGCGGCUGUUGCUGGCGCAUGGCGCCAAGGUGAACCCUCCGCUCUACACGGCGUCACCGCUGCACGAGGCCUGCAUGAACGGGAGCUCGGAGUGCGUGCAGCUCCUCAUCGACGUGGGCGCCAACCUGGAGGCUCACGACUGCCACUUCGGGACUCCGCUGCACGUGGCCUGCGCGCGCCAGCACCUGCGCUGCGCCAAGCUGCUGCUGCAGGCGGGUAUGUACGGUGUUCCUG
Molecule: messenger RNA, 394 nt
Organism: Cyanistes caeruleus (blue tit)
Lineage: Eukaryota; Metazoa; Chordata; Aves; Passeriformes; Paridae
Source: RefSeq, a predicted model, not a curated record